Molecule: messenger RNA, 2688 nt
Organism: Phytophthora infestans T30-4
Lineage: Eukaryota; Oomycota; Peronosporomycetes; Peronosporales; Peronosporaceae
Exons: 7
Coding region: 406-2688 (760 amino acids)
Molecular function (GO): calcium ion binding
Source: RefSeq, a predicted model, not a curated record
UGUCUUUAAGGAAUGCCUCGACAAUGUUCUACCAUCUCGACUGAAGAUGUUGAAGACUACAUUCAUCGUCAGUCAAGAGUACGAACCUGCACUUUAUGAGCAUUAAACCACACGACUUAAACACAAUAUUGUGCUGUCUAGCUCUGCGAUUCACGUAUCGAAGACGCGUACAUGCGGCUUUCAGGUUGCUACGGCGACGUCGAACAGCGUGCUCCAGUUCCGCGUAAAUCAAUGAGCUUACCAUCUCGUAGGCCUCUCGCGAUUGAUACAGGCAUACGACCAUCCUCAGCGCAUGAAAGGCGAUCAGAGAAACCUCGAGGAAUUCUGAAGAAAACACAAUCCCCCGUUAGAAAUUCACAUCCAAAUCGUAAAAAAGAAUCCCCCGACGAAUGGUUCCAGCGUAUUAUGCACGCCAAGAAGCUGUCGCCUCUCGAUCUGUGCGAUGCUUUCUUGGGUGGAGGCGCUAGAAAGAACCCACUGGUGUCGUUGACUCACGUCUGUGAAGUUCUCUUCGAUCUCGAUCCAGAUGGCGUCGACCCUGUGACGGAAGACAUGGAGGAAUUCUUGUAUCAAUUUGCGGUAGAACAUGGCGGAGAGAUGAUGAUUAACAUUCGAGAGGCUCUUAGAGCGCUAGAUAUCUGGCAGUCUCGAGUCACUUCUCCAGCCCUGAAGUCGGUCUCUGAUCACCAAUCUAAGGCGACCAUCCUCGACUUGAAGAACAAAAAACUUAAAGAAUUGGUCUUCAAUUUAGAAGCUGCUAACCUUCGACUUAGUAGACAAUUAGACUCUGCGAAACUAGCACGCAGUCCUCCUUCUACAGAGGAAUCGUCUUCUCCAGCUUCGUCACCCAAAAGUCGAGUCAGAAGCAAGCUGUCCAGUGGCGAUUUCUCGUCAACAUUAAAGGCGACAGACACCCGAAAAUUCUCAUUCCAGAAUGAAAAAUCGUCUAGCUCGGGCUUACAAGUGGUAAAUCUUCACGAACAAGAGCUAGUAGAGAUCGCAAGUACGCUGCAAUUCACUGGAGUGCAGCGAUUAGAGCAAUUACUGAUCGAAGGAGACACCGACUCGACUGGAUUUGUGUCUUUAGAGCAACUUUGUUUGCUUCUAAAAGAAGAUUUUGAUCUGAAAAUUAGCGAGUCGAGACUUAUUGAGGUUUGUAUGGGGAUGAACUUCAACUCCAGUGGUCAACUGGACUAUAAGGAAUUUGUCGAUGUGUUGAUGGAUAUUCUCAUAUACGCGUUACCGGAUAUUCGCGAAUCUGCUAAGAGAAAAUCUAUUCAACGUCUGGAUCAGUAUUUGCAGCGUGGCUUCCCACCUGAACGUGAAGACGUUCGCCAGCUUCUAGAUGCUCUAUGUUCUAAAUAUGAUUUAGAACGUGACCAGAUUAUCCAGAUUAAGGAUUUAGUUCAUGUAUUCCACGUGGAUUUGGUCAAAUACCACGAACUCGAGUUACCUUUUCCGCUUCAAGAGCAAGAGAUUAUUCAGCUAGCUCGUCCUUUUAUCCAGCACAAAACGUUCACGAUCUCAACGAGACACUUUAAGCGGAUUUUCGAGCGACAUAUUAACCCAGAAGACAUGGAAACUCUGGCAGCAGCUUUAGCAACACCAGAUGAUACGCAAGUUGUUUCAAAUUUGAGAUACGACGUGUUGUUGAAAAUGGUAUUUGGAGCUCCUGAGCUGCAUGACCAACAGAUUUACGAGAUCAUUCGCAAAAAGCUUUUACGUGACCAAGACCGACUCUACUCACUUGUCAAAGAGAUGAUGACUCAGAGAUCGUCACACGAGCUUACCAUUCAAGACUUCAGUGAUACGUUCAUCGUUCGAGCGGAGACGUAUCCGUUGACGACCAUCGAGAUGUUGUAUCUGUUCGCAUCUCUAGAUUCCGACCACGUCGGAACAGUUCAAGUAAAAACACUCAACAAAUUCUUAACAAGAAACUGUUGGACCACGUUGUCCUUUCAAGAUGGUGACAUUGAAUCGGUUAAGAAGCUCAUCGCGAAGUGCUGUUCGUCGUACGAUCUACAGCACAUACUUGACAGUCUUGGACGUAGCUCUCACGGUUGGAUUCCACAAGCUACAUUAGUGCAACAACUGGACAAAAUGUUCCGCGAUUUGGGCGUUGUUGGUGUACGAAAGAAGGAUCUGCAACGACUGGUGGAGAAUGUGGUUCAACACACUGUUGGGGAGUUCUCAAAACCUUCAACUCGAGAUGCAACACGCGUGCAUUGCGACGCUUUCUUCGACGCAUUAUUCGACUGGAACGCUGUGCUUUCUAGCGUCAGACUACCGGAUUCCUUAGUCGAAGUGAAGAAAGUUUUUGAGACUUUUGACUAUAAGCACAACGGAACAAUUCGAAGCGAAGAUUGGAACAAAAUUUAUCGUGUGAUUUCUCUUGAUACCGACAAGAAAGGGUACUUCAAUGCAGCGGAUUUGAAGGCGUAUCUAACUAAAGAGCUCUUCGACAAGAACAAAAACGAGGAAGAUAUUAGCUCUGCACUUUUGAGCAGUGCAGACGCAUUAACAUCGGUGAUGUGCCUUCUAGCAGGAGAAGGAAUCGACUCACACGACUGCAGCCGACUCACUAUCUCCAUGCGAUCUCACACUGCCAAACCCGUGAAGCAGAGCUUCUUAUACUAUGGCUUCGAGUUGGUGUUCCUGGUUCUGGAUGUUGCUAACCGUUGCCUGUGA